GGUGGUGUUCUGGUCCUUCCUGGUGACGUGCUUUAUGUACACCAGGGACCCCAUGGUGGGGAGUGUCGACCUUCUCUUCACCCUGAUGAGCAUCACGGCGUACCUGUGGUUCGACCGCGCCUCGAUCCUGAGCGUGAAGCUGGAGCAGGAGAUGGAGGAAGUUGCGUCCGUGCGCCGAGCCUGCCACCUGCUCCUCUCCUCAAUCUGCGAUGCAGUGGUGGAGCUGGACGCUGAGCUGAAGAUCGCGGAGGAUGUGCACCGCCUGGGCAGUUGGCUCCUUCACGGGAGGAAGCACACUGUUCAAGGCCGCGAGAUGCAGCAUUUCCUCCACAGCGAGCCGGAUCGAGAAGCCUUCCUGGGGGAGAUGAAUCGUGACCUGGGCACGGGCAGCGCCACGGUGGCCGCGGCCUUCCACCUGAAGAUGCGGGACGGCUCCGGGCACCCGAUCCCCGCAGAGUGUUUCCAUGUGAAGUUUUGCGUGGGCAACAAAGUGCGGCACCUUCUUGGCCUCCGGGAAUACGCGGACAAUUCCAUCCCCAAGUUGCCAACGAAGCUGCCAGAACUACGAGUCGAUAUUGAGCGCAUAGCAGGCGGCGACGCUGUCAUGGAGUUCAACGCCAUGGAUUUCAAAGUCAGGGGUGCAACCCAAGCAUUUUGCGAUUUGUUUCACAGCCACCGGCUCCCGCACACAAACGUCACAGACUACCUGGCAGAGGAGUCCAGAAACCAGUUCCUGCAGGACAUCAGCUCCUACGUCAACCAACUGCUGUAUUCGGACGACUUGCAGGCGGAAGCUGCGGCAACCUUGCCCCUCCUGGCUUCGGGUGGCCGGAUUUUGGUGUGCUCGUGCAACCUGACGCUGGAGAGGGCACAGGAAAGCCCAGACCGGGAAGUCUUUGGGCAGACCUUUGAGGGCCAUUACCUGGACUCCUCGACUGAGGAGGGGGGGCUGAUGGUGCUCUCCCGGAUCUUCAUCAACCAUGUGGCACGAGAGAACUUAGAGGAUUUCCCCUCAUGCAGCGUGUCGCUACCUUCAAGGCGUUCAGGCUCUCGGCGCAGCAACCGCAGCACCCGCUCGGCGCGGUCCAACAGUUCGCGGGGCUCCCAGGGCUCGGGGAGCCGACGCGAGAAGCGGCCGCCGGAAUCCGGAGACCUGAAGUCGCUGCAGCAUAGCCGUAGCCAGAGCUUGCCGUGCCGUCUCUAGAGCCACCCGCUCCUCCGAGUGGGCUUCGCGACUGUGGAAGCGAUGAGCUUUUCUCGGGGUCAUUUCA
Effrenium voratum is the source of this 1271-nucleotide messenger RNA. NCBI's taxonomy places the organism in Eukaryota, Dinophyceae, Suessiales, Symbiodiniaceae. The record is from the annotation of a GenBank genome assembly.